AGAGGGAGGUAUCAGGUUGCUGUACUUCGGCUGUGGUUGUCACUGUCUAAUAAUAUGACCGUUUUGCCAUCUCUCUGCAAAUAAGACAGAAGCUGCUACCUGAUUGGUAUAGCAUCUCACUUUCCCUCCUCAUUGAUUUUCCUGUUCCCCUCCUCUGCUUCAUAAAAAAAGAGGGACAAGUGGCUGGUGCUGUGGACGGAGAAGCUUUAUUUUUAGUAUGAGACAGCCUCUGUUUUCUUUCAGGAGAGGGAAGUUGGAUUAUCAAUUCUUUUGUAAAUGUGUAUGGUGAUAUUUGCUCCGCUUUUUGCAAUAUUUGCAUUUUCAACAUGCGGUGGCUAUUCUGGAGGCCUGCGGCUGAGUGUGGACUGUGUCAACAAGACGGACAGUAACCUCAGCAUUGACAUAGCGUUUGCCUACCCAUUCAGGUUGCACCAGGUGACAUUCGAGGUGCCGACCUGCGAGGGAAAGGAGCGGGAGAAGCUGGCGCUGACCGGGGACUCCUCGUCUUCAGCAGAGUUCUUCGUCACCGUGGCCGUCUUUGCCUUCCUCUACUCCUUGGCCGCCACCGUCGUUUACAUUUUCUACCAGAACAAGUAUCGGGAGAACAACCGGGGUCCGCUCAUUGACUUCAUCGUCACUGUAGUCUUUUCAUUCUUGUGGUUGGUGGGUUCAUCAGCAUGGGCGAAAGGACUGUCUGAUGUCAAGGUCGCAACGGAUCCCAAAGAAGUGUUGUUACUGAUGUCAGCCUGCAAACAGCCAUCCAACAAGUGCAUGGCUGUCCACAGCCCCGUGAUGUCCAGCUUAAACACGUCUGUGGUCUUUGGAUUCUUGAACUUCAUUCUCUGGGCUGGAAACAUCUGGUUUGUUUUCAAGGAGACCGGCUGGCAUUCCUCAGGACAGAUGUAUCUUCCAGACCCAAUGGAGAAGCACUCGAGCAGCUAUAACCAAGGCAGGUACAACCAAGACAGCUAUGGGUCCGGAGGCGGGUACAGCCAGCAGGAGAGUUUGGGGCCAGCCUCCGAUGAGUUUGGCCAACAGUCCAGUGGCCCCGCCUCCUUCAGCAAUCCGAUUUAA
Messenger RNA from Myotis lucifugus (little brown bat), 1074 nucleotides. It is a transcript of the gene SYNPR, whose product is annotated as synaptoporin. Gene Ontology annotation, cellular component: synaptic vesicle; synaptic vesicle membrane. The record is from RefSeq and is a predicted model, not a curated record. The transcript has 5 exons. Bases 277 to 1074 code for a protein of 265 amino acids. NCBI's taxonomy places the organism in Eukaryota, Metazoa, Chordata, Mammalia, Chiroptera, Vespertilionidae.